AUGAGCCUCCACGAGACGGUCCUCGGCCAAGACCGCUCGCGCCACCCGCAUGGGCUCCUGGGAAAUAUAGUUCCUUUCCCCUUCAUUCAUAAACCGGGAGGCGUCAAUUCGGGCUUGCUUUCCGAAUUUGGAGUGAGGGUCUCGGGGUGGGGUGGGGGAGACGUCUCAAGGCCCCCACUCUAUAGUAUCGAGGCUGCGCGGAGCCCCGGGGUCCGUGAUGACGAAAGCGGCGAAGACCUAGAAAAAAAGGGGAAAGAGGAGCCAAAGCUGACAGUGUCGGGCUCCUCCCCGGUGCCUGUCAAACCCUAUGUCGGGUUCUCUCAGUUGAUCAAGGACAUGGAAGCUUAUGUACUGCAGCCGGCGAUUAAGGGCCAGACAGUGAAAUGUCACAUCAGCCGCGACACCCGCGGAGUAGACAAGGGCAUGUUUCCUAUCUACUACCUCUUCUUGGAGGAGUCCGAUACCAGGCGGCAAUUCCUCAUGGCAGGGCGGAAGAGAAAAGGGAGCAGAACUUCUAAUUAUCUCAUCUCCUUGGAUCCCAUUGACCUGUCACGGAAUGGGGACAACUUUGUGGGCAAAGUCAGAGCUAAUACCUUGGGUACCAAGUUCACCAUCUUUGACAAAGGGGUGAAUCCCCAAAGGAUUUUCUACACAGCCUCAGAUCAAAUCAGGAGAGAGUUGGGGGCUGUCUGUUAUGAAAGCAACAGGUUUGGGAUCAGUGAACCCCGAGAGAUGACAGUGAUCAUUCCAGCAAUCGAUGAGCAGGGCCAGAGAGUCAGCCUACAGCCACAAAAUGUUGGUGACUCCCUUCUGAGCCUAUUCCAAAGAGGGGCCCGCCAGGAGCUGCUGCACAUGCGCAAUAAGUCCCCACUCUGGUCCAGCAGGAGCGGCUCCUACGAGCUCAAUUUCCACGGCCGCGUGACUGAAGCUUCGGUCAAGAAUUUUCAGAUCCUGUAUCCGGAAAAGACUCAAAGUGUGGUGCUCCAGUUCGGCCGAGUGGGUCCCAACUCGUUCACUAUGGACUUUGCCUUCCCGUUUUGUCCGCUGCAAGCCUUCGCCGUCUGCUUGUCCAGUUUCGAUAGGAAACUGGCUUGUGAAUAA
This is a messenger RNA of Suncus etruscus (white-toothed pygmy shrew), 1101 nucleotides long. Its product is annotated as tubby-related protein 2-like. The coding region runs from base 1 to 1101 and encodes 366 amino acids. The record is from RefSeq and is a predicted model, not a curated record. Gene Ontology annotation, cellular component: cilium. NCBI's taxonomy places the organism in Eukaryota, Metazoa, Chordata, Mammalia, Eulipotyphla, Soricidae. The transcript is spliced from 7 exons. Gene Ontology annotation, biological process: protein localization to cilium.